AUGUCGCACACCACGAGGCAGCUAAAGAAGGCUGCGCGCAUCAUUCUCGUCGGUGCUCCGGGUGUAGGAAAGGGAACGCAGUCCGAGCGACUGCUCGCGCGCUUCCCCCAGUUGGCAUCCAUCAGCUCGGGUGAUCUUUUGCGAGAGAAUGUUCGUCGUAGGACACAGCUUGGCAAAGAAGCUGAGGCCGCAAUGCAGUCUGGCAAUCUGGUCCCAGACUCGAUGAUUCUCAGUCUCAUCUCCUCUGAACUGGCAUCUAAGGGCUGGCUCAAGCCGUCUUCGUCACUCAAUACUUCUUCUACUUCCGCCACAUCCACAUCCUCCUCGCAGCCCGCCGCUUCAUCUCCCCAGAUUCUCCCCACUGCCUCCUUCAUUCUUGAUGGAUUUCCCCGCACUGCUGCUCAAGCAACAAGCCUUGACACCUUGGUCCCCGUGAACUUCGUGGUGCAGCUCGUCACUCCACCCUCCGUGAUACUGGCACGCAUUGCCUCACGCUGGGUUCACGAGCCAUCAGGGCGGGUGUACAACACGGACUUCCACGCGCCCAAGGUCCCCGGCAAAGACGACGUCACGGGCGAGACAUUGACACAGAGAGAAGACGACUCAAUCGAAACAUGGCAGCAGCGGCUGCGAAAAUUCGAAGAGACCAGCAGAGCUCUUCUUGAGCAUUACGAGCGGCGCGGGUGUCUCUGGCGAGUCGAGGGUAAUUCGAGUGACGAGAUAACCCCCGAAGCUAUUCGCGGAAUUUGA
This is a messenger RNA of Penicillium maclennaniae, 750 nucleotides long. Its product is annotated as adenylate kinase ADK2. The transcript is spliced from 2 exons. The record is from RefSeq and is a predicted model, not a curated record. Lineage: Eukaryota; Fungi; Ascomycota; Eurotiomycetes; Eurotiales; Aspergillaceae. Gene Ontology annotation, biological process: nucleobase-containing compound metabolic process. Gene Ontology annotation, molecular function: AMP kinase activity; ATP binding. The coding region runs from base 1 to 750 and encodes 249 amino acids. Gene Ontology annotation, cellular component: cytoplasm; mitochondrion.